AUGAAGCCGACAGAUCAAGAGGUUCAUGGUCAGACUGGUGGAGGAAAGGCACCCAGCACCGGAAACCGUUCGGAUGGGUCUCUGAUGGAUUCUGGUUGCAGUGGCAGCCGCAGUGGCAGCCAUGGCAGUCGUGGCAGCCGUGGUAGCAGAAUGCAGGCACACAGCACCGGAAACCGUUCGGAUACGUCUCUGAUGGAUUCUAGCCGCAGUGGCAGCCAUGGUAGCCAUGGCAGCCAUGGCAGCAAAAUGCAGGCUACAGGCCCACGAAGUGGAAAUGCUGGUUCUUCCGACACUGGAUCCUCCCCCUCCAAGCGUCAGCUUGUUUCUCAGAGAAAUGCAGGUCGCGACUAUGUUCCUCCUCCGCGUCAAGCUAAGGAGAUGGAGGAAGCUCUGGUUCGAGCUGCAGAGUCUCUUCCUAAAGACUACGUCAACCGCGAGGAAAUACGUCCUAUGGAACGUCCUGGAUACAACACGUCUGGCAAGGAAAUUGAAGUUGCUAUGAACACCUGGCCGAUCACAAGCUUCCCAACGAAGCCAGUGUAUCAGUAUGAGGUUGUUGUUCUUUCUGGUCCUGGCAAUGAGGCAGAUCGCCGGGUUCUUCGCCGCAGCUUCAAUUGUGAUUCCCGUAAGAAGCAGCUUCCUGAUGCAAUUUAUGAUGGGGCCAAGACAGCUUGGUCUCUUAUCUGCGUCGAAAAAGGGAUCCAUGAGAAAUUCGAGUACAAGGGUGGUUCGACACGCCAAUCAGGCACUCAGGGUAACGUUCACCGUGAAAUGCUGAUGAUUUCGAUUUUGCCUCGUCGCAAGAUCUACCUGAGUGUCAUCGAUCAUUGGCUUCAAAAGAAGCGCCCCCUCGAUUCAACCGUCAUUGAGGCACUUAACUUCCUUGACCACUUGCUCCGCGAUUGGCCGACGACGGAGUUCGUGGCACACAAGCGAGCCUAUUUUUUCCAUGGUCUUUUUGAGAACCCCAAAACCAGGGACUUGCACUAUGAGUUCCACUACGCCCUUGGAGGCUACUCGGGUGCUACCUUAUGGCUACAAUGCGAGGCAUUUCUUGACGCCACUGAUGAGGCUGACAUGGCAAAGCAGCUCCGUCCCCGAAUUGAUUCAGACAAGCAACGAUGGCCAACCAAGGAAUUCAUCAAACUCAAUAAGUACAUCAAGGGUCUGCGAGUCACACCUGACUACAAGGAAUGUCCUUUCAAGGACAAGAGCUUCCAGAUCCAGGAGUUAGUCAAUGGAAAUGCUAGGGAGUACAUGCUCACUAUCGAGGAUCGAGCAACUGGCAGCGAGAAGAGAAUGUCUGUUGAGGGCUACUUUAAAUGGAAGUACAAUGUUUAUCUUGAGUUUCCCUUCUUACCUCUAGUGAAAAUGACCGCAAAAAACGUCGUUUACCCUGCAGAAUUUCUGCUUAUCAAGAAGCUUCAGCGAUGGCCUUUCAAGCUUUCGGAUCUUCAGACCUCUGACAUGAUCAAAUACACUGCAAAGAAGCCCAUCGAACGUCUGAAUCACAUCAUCAACUGCAAGGGGCUUCUCAAGCACGACACGGAUCCAAAUCUGACUCGCUUCGGCAUGAGGAUUGGGCAUGAGAUGAUGAAGGUCAAAGCUCGACUUCUGCCUAGCCCCGAGAUCCAGUUUGGGAACGCUAAACAUAAUCCGGGUACGACUGCUCGCUGGGAUCUUCGUGGAAAAAAGUUUUUCAAGUCCAACACGGAGCCACUGCAGUCUUGGGGAAUCGGUUAUUUUGUUGGUCCUCGUAAUGACAUCAACUUUGACCAAGUUCAAGCCUGGCUGGAUCAGUUUGUGAAGAUUUACAAACAGCAUGGCGGUAAUGUCACAAGCCGCCCCAUGACGAUCAAGAUGAAGGAGGAUGUUGGCGAAGCAAUGAAGGAGCUUUAUGACAAGACAGGAAAUGCAUGGAAAAAAGAGCCACAGCUCCUGAUCAUCAUAGUGCCUCUCAAGGAUGCGUUUGUCUAUCUUCGCAUCAAGAAGUCCGCUGAUUGCCGAUUCGGAGUCCCUUCUCAGGUCUUGCAUUCUGUCCGCUGCAAGGAGAACAAACCUCAGUACAACUCCAAUGUUUUGAUGAAGGUCAAUGCCAAGCUUGGUGGUGUUACCAACCGUGUAGUUCCAACCUCCAAGAAAACAACUCUUCGUCCGCAUUCGGUGAUAAUCGGUGGCGAUGUCACCCAUCCCACUCUGGGUGUGUGGACGCCAUCCCUGGCGGCGAUGUGUAUCUCAAACGACACCAACGGCAUAAGCUACAUGGGAGGUGCUCAGUGUAACGGAGACAAGAUCGAAAUUAUUCGGGAGUUGAACAUCCGAGAGAUUUUGGGGCCCCUUCUGAAAGAGUGGAUUGAUACGGUAGGGAAAAAGAAGUUUCCCCCAAAGCAUAUCUACUACUUCCGCGAUGGCGUUUCGGACUCGGAGGUUAAGGGUGUUCUCAAUCGUGAGGUCCCUGCAAUCCGUCGAGUUGCAGCUGAAGCUUGUGGUCUGGUCGAAUACCCGGCAAGCUAUGUGUGGAAUGGAAACCCUCUCCCCGGUACUCUGAUUGACCGUGAAGUCACCAGUCCUCAUGGUUGGGACUUCCUACUCUAUGCUCAUGCCGCUCUCCAGGGAACUGCACGUCCAGUUCAUUACAAGGUCGUGCUUGAUGAGAUUGGCCACAAGCCCGAUGAGCUUCAGAACAUGAUUUAUGAGCAGAGUUACCAGUAUGUCCGUUCGACCACGCCUGUAUCCAUUCACCCAUCCAUUUACUACUCGCACCUGAUCUCUGUUCGUGCUCGUCACCAUGAGGAUGUGUCCGUCGAUUCCGGCAUGCAGAGUGGCUCGAAGAUUACACAGGAGCGCUCGAUGCUUAAGCCAGGAAAGGAUGAUCCUGAUGCUGUCAAGCAACGACUUCUCGAGAUCAAAGGUUCCGAGAACAGGCUUCCGCUUAAAAUGUGGUGGAUCUAG
This is a messenger RNA of Penicillium malachiteum, 2952 nucleotides long. RefSeq names its product putative eukaryotic translation initiation factor eIF-2C4. Gene Ontology annotation, molecular function: RNA binding; protein binding. The transcript has 7 exons. The coding region runs from base 1 to 2952 and encodes 983 amino acids. Lineage: Eukaryota; Fungi; Ascomycota; Eurotiomycetes; Eurotiales; Aspergillaceae. The record is from RefSeq and is a predicted model, not a curated record.